Penicillium brevicompactum is the source of this 882-nucleotide messenger RNA. Its product is annotated as PaaI family thioesterase. Bases 1 to 882 code for a protein of 293 amino acids. Lineage: Eukaryota; Fungi; Ascomycota; Eurotiomycetes; Eurotiales; Aspergillaceae. The record is from RefSeq and is a predicted model, not a curated record. The transcript has 2 exons.
AUGUCCAACAUUUCACACAUGGCGCGCCGCCUAUUGCGUCCACAAAGCGCAUUAGCUUCCAGGACAAUCCCGCCGUCGAUCGCUCGUCUGCAUCAGCAAGGCCCAUCGCGCUCAGCCGUUGUUCACGACCAAGCAAUUCCUCACGACCAGCACCAUGUGUCAGCUGGCGAAGGGGCCCCGUUUCUCUCUCCAUCAAAAUCACAAGCACCUACGUCACAAUUGUCCGAAAGUGGAGCUACCAGCCUCGAUAGCCUCGUCUCCCAUAUACCUCUUGUUCAGACCCUUCGUGAUGCUCAUAGUUCAUACAAGGAGUCAAGGCCUCAUCUUGCCAUUCCACCUGCUAUCCGGCAACACCACUUCGUUGGCGGCAGCUUGACUGGCUCUGGAAAACUUGCAUUCCAGCCUUACAUGUGGCUUUCCACUGGCAAGCCCGGAUCACAAGCAAGGAAAGAUAGAGCCAGCAGUGUUGUAUCAGUAUUCCACAUCGGCCAAGACCUUUGUGGUCACCCCGGCUUCGUUCAUGGCGGUCUACUUUCCGUGAUGUUCGACGAGGUCUUCGCGCGCUGUGUGUCUGCUGCGUUCCCCAGUGGUCUGGGUAUGACUGCCAAUCUCAAUGUGGAUUUCCGCAAACCCGCUCUGCCGGAUCGUAUAUAUGUGUUGCGCACCAAGACAACCAAGGUCGACGGGAGAAAGGCUUGGGUUGAGGGUCGCAUGACCUAUCUUCCCUUAGCGGUGGCUCAAUCCACGGAUGCCAAAUCUGCCAUGUCUGAUCUCAGUCUACUUCAGGAGGACCAUGAGGGGGCGGUCAUGGUUGCUGAAGCGAAGGCAUUGUUUGUGGAGCCUAAAUUUGCUGACUCUAUGGUGUCUGUUUACCGAAACUAG